Messenger RNA from Closterium sp. Naga37s-1, 1788 nucleotides. Lineage: Eukaryota; Viridiplantae; Streptophyta; Zygnematophyceae; Desmidiales; Closteriaceae. The record is from the annotation of a GenBank genome assembly.
AUGUCCAGGGAUAUGGCGGCAUCUGGCAGGCAGGCGAAGGCAGAGGGGGGGCGCGUGGGUGUGUGGGUGUGUGGGUGUGUGGGUGUGUGGGUGUGUGGGUGUGUGGGUGUGUGGGUGUGUGCGUGUGUGGGUGUGCGGGGGCGCGUGGGUGUGUGGGUGUGUGGGUGUGUGGGUGUGUGGGUGUGUGGGGGCGCGUGGGUGUGUGGGUGUGUGGGUGUGUGGGUGUGUGGGUGUGUGGGUGUGUGGGUGUGUGCGUGUGUGGGUGUGUGGGUGUGUGUAGGGGCGCGUGGGUUCGCCCCCUGGAACCGCACUCCCUCCACCCCUGUCUUCCUCCAUACCUCUCCCAACCCACGAUGGUCCCUGUACAGUCUUUCACAGGUGGGCUGCUGGGCACAGGUGGGGCUGCUGGUCACAGGUGGGGCUGCUGGUCACAGGUGGGGCUGCUGGUCACAGGUGGGGCUGCUGGUCACAGGUGGGGCUGCUGGUCACAGGUGGGGCUGCUGGUCACAGGUAGGGCUGCUGGUCACAGGUGGGGCUGCUGGUCACAGGUGGGGCUGCUGGUCACAGGUGGGGCUGCUGGUCACAGGUGGGGCUGCUGGUCAUAGGUGGGGCUGCUGGUCACAGGUGGGGCUGCUGGUCACAGGUGGGGCUGCUGGUCACAGGUGGGGUUGCUGGUGCUGGUGCUGGCGGCUGGCGCUGGUGCUGGUUCCUGGUGCUGGCAGCUGGCACUGGGGCUGGUUCCUGAUGCUGGCGGCUGGCGCUGGGGCUGGUUCCUGGUGCUGGCGGCUGGCGCUGGUGCUGGUUCCUGGUGCUGGCGGCUGGCACUGGGGCUGGUUCCUGGUGCUGGCGGCCGGCGCUGGGGCUGGUUCCUGGUGCUGGCGACUGUCGCUGGGGCUGGUUCCUGGUGCUGGCGGCUGGCGCUGGGGCUGGUUCCUGGUGCUGGCGGCUAGCGCUGGGGCUGGUUCCUGGUGCUGGCGGCUGGCGCUGGGGCUGGUUCCUGGUGCUGGCGGCUGGCGCUGGGGCUGGUUCCUGGUGCUGGCGGCUGGCGCUGGUGCUGGUUCCUGGGGCGCGUGGGUGUGUGGGUAUGUGGGUGCAAGGGGCGCGUGGGGGCGCGUGGGUGUGUGGGUGUGUGGGUGUGUGGGUGUGUGGGUGUGUGGGUGUGUGGGUGUGUGGGUGUGUGUAGGGGCGCGUGGGGGCGCGUGGGUGUGUGGGUGUGUGGGUGUGUGGGUGUGUGGGUGUGUGGGUGUGUGGGUGUGUGGAUGUGUGGUGGGAGAAAGGCACCUGUCGAGGAAGAUGGCAGCAUCGGGCAGGCAGGCGAAGGCAGAAGGGGGGAGGGCGGGGAAGAAGGCGGCUCUGAUGUGGUCGCAGUGCAGGAGCGCUGCCAGCCCGCCGGCAGAGCACCCCGACACCACCACCUGCUGCCAUGGCAGAGGGGUGCGUGGGGUGUGUGGGUGUGUGGGUGUGUGGGUGUGUGGGUGUGCGGGUGUGUGGGUGUGCGGGUGUGAGGGUGUGCGGUUGGGGUUAGGCGUGCAUGUGGACGUGUGUGUGUGUGUGUGUGUGUGUGUGUGUGUGUGCAUGCGGGUGUGCGUGUGCAUGUAUGGCAAGAGAAACAUGUACUCCAGGGUACGUGCGCAGAGGGGAGCUCGCCUGCUGUGCGUGGGCCAGUCGGAGGUGCAGGUGGUCAAAGAUGGCGUCGCGAAUGGCUCGCCCGCGAAUGAAGAUGCUGCCCCCCUGCUGGUGGUAGAUGUUGAGAUGAGUGGCAGCAGCGAUGAGUGGCAGCAGCGAUGA